Molecule: messenger RNA, 1278 nt
Organism: Didymosphaeria variabile
Lineage: Eukaryota; Fungi; Ascomycota; Dothideomycetes; Pleosporales; Didymosphaeriaceae
Exons: 2
Coding region: 1-1278 (425 amino acids)
Source: RefSeq, a predicted model, not a curated record
AUGGCCGAGGGAAGCUCGACCCAAAAGGUCUGGACCUUGGAAGCAAUCCGCGACUGGGCCCUUAAUGUGUUCCCCGAUGCGUUCGAGGCGCUACCCAAUGUCGCAACCCUCGAUUUUGAGAACUUGGAUGCCGAGAGGAUAAAGAACUCACACUUCCGACUCCCCACGAGUGUUACAAGCAAAUUGCUGGUCAUCGGACUGUACGACGGCUUUGUAUCAGGUCCAAAAGACAAGGUACUCGCCUUCCUCCAUGGCGAGCAUUGCAGUGAAGUGGGGUAUAUCCGGGAAUGGUCCAACUCGACUUCGAAGUACUACAUCAAGGUUUCCUUAGAGGCAAUGACCAGAGUGGACGUUGAGGAGCCUCUGUGCAACAUUGCCGACGGAACGCAGAGGGCCACAUUGACGAGACUGAAAACACUUGUGUGUUAUUACUUUUUGGCAUCUGGACAGAUCUCCCAGUUCGGUGACUACGAACCUUUCACGAGAGAGUUUCAAAAAGCGUGUGUCAUGAUACAGCAUGGACAGGUCAAAUCGGCCGGCUCGCGCUCAAAACCAGGACAUCAUUUCCCGUACUCUCAAGUUCCUAUGGAUGCCACUGUUAGCGCUCAUGAUGUUUCCGAAACCGACACGGUCUUCGCGAAGACAGAAGAUCUUGGUCAUUUCAUGUCCGAUGAUACCACUGUUACCUCGCCUGUAGACCUCUCUGACGCCCCGAUAUUAUCCGGGACCUCAACUAUUGCUAAGCAAGCUGGGAAACGUCAGCCUCCCGACAGAGCAAGCGUUGAAUACAUGCUCCGUAACGUCAACAUGGCAUACACGAAGCUGGAGAAAGGCAGCAAGCGCCUGAAACUCGACAUGAACGAGGCCCGAGCCAGAGACGCGGAACUUAUCACGGAGCUCAGAGCCGAGAACUCGAAGUUAAUGGCCAGGCUCAAGGAGCUUUCGGCCCAGGAUGCUGGUUCAAGGGAAACCAUUGGGAAGUCCAUCAUGGAGAGGAACGAAAUGCAGGAUCCUACCGAGUCGCAUAACGAGAAGGACGGAUACGCCCUAGCUCAGCUGCAUAACAUCCACAAGUGGCGUCUUGCAAAAGCCCAGGAAGACCUCAGACAAGCGGGGCGAAAGGCGAAAAAAAUCUUCACGUCCACGGAAGAGUCAUAUGCAUCAUAUUCACAAGAGAUAAAGCAGCUUCAAGCGGAACUCCAAAAGGAGUCGGCACGUGCAGAUGCAGCCGAGAAGAAGCUGGCAGAAGUCCGAGCUUGUGUUGGAUACCGAGAUUAG